Engraulis encrasicolus (European anchovy) is the source of this 721-nucleotide messenger RNA. Its product is annotated as H-2 class II histocompatibility antigen, A-U alpha chain-like. Gene Ontology annotation, cellular component: MHC class II protein complex; membrane. The record is from RefSeq and is a predicted model, not a curated record. NCBI's taxonomy places the organism in Eukaryota, Metazoa, Chordata, Actinopteri, Clupeiformes, Engraulidae. The coding region runs from base 1 to 717 and encodes 238 amino acids. The transcript is spliced from 4 exons. Gene Ontology annotation, biological process: antigen processing and presentation; immune response.
AUGUUUGGAUCAGGGAUCUUGCUAAUCAUUUUUGGGAUUGUCCACACAGAGGCCAAAAUUGUACAUGUGGACGUUAGCCUGAGAGGAUGCACAGACUCAGACGGAGAGCACACAUAUGGCCUGGAUGGGGACGAGAUGGGUCAUGCAGACUGGGAGGCUCAAAAGAUCGUGAUGACCCUCCCUAAAUUCGCAGAACCAUUUGGGUAUGAAGACGGUGAAUAUGAGUUUGCAGUUCAACAACAGGAAAUCUGUAAAGAGAACUUGAAGACUGUCAUACGGUCCUACAAAAACCCAGUGGUGACACAAGCCUGCCCUGUGACCUCCAUCUACCCCAGAGAUGAUGUGAUGCUGGGCACUGAAAACACCCUCAUCUGCUACGUAGCUGAUUUCUACCCUCCACGGCUCACUUUAAGAUGGACCAAGAACAACAACAAUGUCGCCCUAGGGGUGAUGAACUCUCGCAUCCGUGUGAAUGUGAAUGACUUUGCAUUCAACAUGUUCUCCACCCUCAAGUUCACUCCUGAGGAGGGGGACAUCUACACCUGCACGGUGGAGCACUCCGCACUGGAGAUGCCAUUGACUAGGAUUUUCGAGUUUGAGGUUCCUCCAGAGGCCAGUGUUCGUCCGUCAGUGUUCUGUGGAGUGGGUCUGACCCUGGGACUGCUGGGAGUGGCUACUGGAACAUUCUUCCUCGUCAAGGGAAACCAGUGCAACUGACAGU